Molecule: messenger RNA, 987 nt
Organism: Cynara cardunculus var. scolymus (artichoke)
Lineage: Eukaryota; Viridiplantae; Streptophyta; Magnoliopsida; Asterales; Asteraceae
Product: transcription factor MYB62-like
Exons: 3
Coding region: 1-906 (301 amino acids)
Biological process (GO): regulation of DNA-templated transcription
Cellular component (GO): nucleus
Molecular function (GO): sequence-specific DNA binding; DNA-binding transcription factor activity
Source: RefSeq, a predicted model, not a curated record
AUGGGUGGUUCUUGCAAUGAAGCAAGUUUUGAUGAACUAAGAAGAGGGCCAUGGACACUUGAGGAAGAUGAUCUUCUUAUCCAUUAUAUUACUUGUCACGGCGAAGGUCGUUGGAACUCGCUCGCAAAAUCUUCAGGAUUGAGAAGAACAGGGAAAAGUUGCAGACUAAGAUGGUUGAAUUACUUGAAACCAGAUAUUAAGCGUGGAAAUCUUACGCCACAAGAACAACUCUUAAUCCUUGAACUGCAUUCCAAGUGGGGUAACAGAUGGUCGAAAAUUGCACACCAAUUGCCUGGAAGAACAGACAACGAGAUAAAGAAUUAUUGGAGAACAAGGGUACAGAAACAAGCACGCUACCUUAAGAUCGACUCCAAUAGCAAGAGGUUUGUGGAAACACUUAGACGAUUUUGGAUGCCAAGAUUACUUGAAAAAGUUGAACAAAACUCAUCAUCAACAUCAUCAUCAUCAUCAACAUCAACAUCAUCUACAUCAACCCCGGAAGUCGAUCAAAACAACUUGAGCUCUAUAUUGCAAGCCGAACAAACCCUAAUUAUGGCAUCAUCAUCGCCACAACCAACCAAAAUGGAAAACCCUGCUUCAAGCUCAAGCCUUUGUUCAUCAGAUUCCAUGGCAAUGGUUUUUCCUGAAAAUUCAAACCUCCAAAUAAACCCUAAUGGAGACAGUGCCACCUGCUACAUAUCAUCAAUCCAGAACAAUGACUGUAAUUACCAUGUGGGUAUCAAUAAUUUUGACAUGGACUUAACCCCUUUGGACAUGCACGCAGUGGGACCAGCUGGUGACAUGACAGUCCCAGAGUUCCAGGUGGCAGAAGCAGAUUGGAUGAAAGAUGAUGACUUGGCAAGCACAUUUUGGAGCAUGGAUGAAUUAUGGCACUUUAGGAAUUGAAGUAGGCAGAAUGUUCCUAAUGGUCGUUGGCCUUGAUAUUAUAUAUAACUAUAAAAUCCAUAAAAAAGACGAAAUUUGCUA